CGAGAGAAGAGCAAUUCAGUAGACCUCGUGCAGUGUUCCUCGACGAUUCGCGCUAUCCUCAUUGAUUUAUCAAUCACUGAUGUCUUUAUUUGUGUAAAAAAUCUAGCAGCAACAUAUUAAUUAAUUAGAAAGAUUUAAAAUGUGGUCUUCCGUCAUCGUACUCAUCAGUUCACUAUGUAUAUUAAUACCAUCGACGCAAUCUCAAGGUCAAUGCCAAAACCCACAAGGGCGACCUGGUAUAUGCAUUAAUAUAAAAAAUUGUGCACCGUUGCUCAAUCUUCUGCAAACAAAUUCUCAAAAUCCAGAAAUAGCAAAUUUUCUCCGUUCUUCCCUUUGUGGAUUUGAAGGUAGAGAUCCUCAAGUUUGCUGUCCUACCGACAUCAAUGGCGGAAAUACAGGUGGUACAGAAAACACAGGCAACAAUUUCGAAGGCGAGCAAGGUCGUGGCGAGAUCACGAAUACUGUGUAUGGUCCUUUGUAUCCACCUGAUUGUGGAUUUAGUAAUAUAUCGCUACGUAGAGUCGUUGGUGGUUCGCCAGCUGCGUUAGGUUCUUGGCCUUGGCUCACCGCUCUCGGAUUCAGAAAUCCGAGAGAUUCAAAUGUUCCGAGAUGGCUUUGCGGUGGCGCUUUAAUUUCUACUCGUCAUGUGCUUACUGCUGCGCAUUGCGUACAUGGACGAGACGAUUUGUAUAAAGUACGUAUUGGUGACUUGGACCUCAAUAGCGAUUCCGAUGGAGCGACUCCCUUCGAGGAUUUUAUCGAAUGGAAAGCAGUACAUCCCGGCUACAAUCCCACAAGCCACACGAACGAUGUGGCUGUUUUAAAAACGACUCGAGAAGUACCAUUUUCAUCAAUACUUCAUCCUAUCUGUCUGCCAGUGGAUGAUUUUACUAGAAAUAGAAACGUGGAGAAUACGUAUCCUUUCAUUGCUGGAUGGGGAUCUGUUUAUUUUCGUGGACCUACAAGCAGUCGACUUUUACAAACACAACUUCCUGUACGUCCACAACAAGAAUGCGUAAGAGCUUUUCAAAAUUUUAAAGGGAAUGUAAUAGAUGAUCGCGUUUUAUGUGCCGGAUUUGCUCAAGGUGGAAAAGAUUCUUGUCAGGGUGACAGUGGUGGACCAUUGAUGUCUCCUAAUCCUCGAGACAAUAAAUUUUAUUAUGUUAUCGGAGUAGUAUCAUAUGGUUUUAGAUGCGCAGAACCAGGUUUUCCAGGAGUAUAUACAAAGGUUACGGCUUUCCUCGAUUUUAUUACAAGCCAAUUAGUGUAAAUAGCUUUUUUAUACAAACAUAGAAAUUUUCCAUCUAUAUUUUUUUUCUUAGGU
Camponotus floridanus (Florida carpenter ant) is the source of this 1324-nucleotide messenger RNA. RefSeq names its product venom protease-like. Gene Ontology annotation, molecular function: serine-type endopeptidase activity. The record is from RefSeq and is a predicted model, not a curated record. Gene Ontology annotation, biological process: proteolysis. The transcript has 7 exons. Lineage: Eukaryota; Metazoa; Arthropoda; Insecta; Hymenoptera; Formicidae. The coding region runs from base 140 to 1270 and encodes 376 amino acids.